AUGACGCGUUGGGAAAUUUUUCCAAUCAGCGAACAAGAGCAAGCGUAUCUAGCGUCUACAACAACCACAACUACCGUUAAUGUUGCCUCAGCUGCUCAAAAUUUGAUCCGACACAGUCUAGGAGGAUUUAUUCGUCAAGAAGUUUCCGAAACAGGUCAAACAAUUUGCUUCUACCGAUAUAACAGCGUCGACACAGCUAUUCCAUACCUUUGCGAGCUCGGGUGUUGCGGGCAUGGUUGUUGCACUAUUUCCGAUUUAGCUGCACGGAGCACUUCGUUUGGCUGGGCGAUAGCACUUCUGGUUAUGGUUCUCAUAACAAUUGUAUUUGCCGUUUUAGCAUUGGUAACCGUCUGGCUUAUGAACAGGCACAAAGACAAGAUUCAUAAGCAGCAUCUCGCAGAGAGCACCAUCGAAAGCCCAUCAGUCAGUCAGAUAAGCGGACCAACCUCAUUCUAUCCGGAUGUUCAAUUCAAUCAUUUAAGUGGCUUCAAGUCAUACUAA
Caenorhabditis briggsae is the source of this 501-nucleotide messenger RNA. Lineage: Eukaryota; Metazoa; Nematoda; Chromadorea; Rhabditida; Rhabditidae. The record is from RefSeq and is a predicted model, not a curated record. The transcript is spliced from 4 exons. The coding region runs from base 1 to 501 and encodes 166 amino acids.